AUGGUCAAGCGGAAAUCUACAGAAGCACUUAACGGAAGUCCAGCAAAAAGAGAAUCCCCAAGAAAGACACAGAAAAGCGGGAAAGGAACCAUGACAUCCACCACGCCAUCGCCAAUCCAGGAGAAUCUAGUCGAGAAGAAUGAAGCGUAUGGGAAGGCCUUCACGAAAGGCCACUUGGCGCUGCCACCCGCGAAACAUUACGCUAUAGUGACAUGCAUGGACGCACGUAUCGAUCCCGCAGCCGCAUACGGCAUCGACCUAGGCGACGCGCACGUAAUCCGCAACGCGGGCGGUAGCGCCGUCGACGCACUGCGGUCUCUAGUCAUCUCGCAGCAGCUGCUGGGCACCAAGGAGAUCCUGCUUAUCAAGCAUACCGGAUGCGGGAUGCUGACGUUCGACACGGAGACUGCGACGGGGAUUGUGGAGAAGAAUCUGGGGGAGGCGGGACUGAAGGAGCUGAAGCGGUUUGUUGGUGGGGAGGGGAAGUUUCAGGAUUUCCCGCAUUUAGAGAGCGCGGUGGAGAGUGAUGUGAAGUUGUUGAAGGAGAGUAAAUUGAUUCCGGAUGAGGUGGUUAUUUCGGGGUGGGUGUAUGAGGUUGAGACGGGGAAAGUAAGGAGGGUUGUUUGA
This is a messenger RNA of Lachnellula hyalina, 627 nucleotides long. RefSeq lists its product as uncharacterized. The transcript is spliced from 2 exons. The coding region runs from base 1 to 627 and encodes 208 amino acids. The record is from RefSeq and is a predicted model, not a curated record. Lineage: Eukaryota; Fungi; Ascomycota; Leotiomycetes; Helotiales; Lachnaceae. Gene Ontology annotation, molecular function: zinc ion binding; carbonate dehydratase activity.